UUUGAAAUUUUGUCGAUCUUGAUAUAAUAAUAGGCUUUACCAAUGUAGAACUGUUUAUUUGCAACUUUAGUGAAUAAUUUAGUUAUAAAUUACGUUCAUAAUGUCUCUUUAUGAUGAUUUUGAUGCGAUUAAACAGAAAUCGGACCAAGUUGCGGGAUGGUCUUCUGGAAUUAAGCUGUUUCAGUCCCAAUUGCAACUGAAAAAGGCAUCGCAAACUCAGCCGAGACGUGAGCAUGCACGUAAAACAACGACAUUAGCACCAGUAAUUGAUUUGAAAUCAAAACGAGAUGACGAUGAUGGUCAUGGUCUCUUCUUCAACAAAGAUGGCCGUGCAGAUUACGGAUUUGGUCAUUAUCAACAAACUAGCAAAGAUCCUGACUGGACUUUUGACGGAGCGGAGUACGAUCCUUUAUGGCCCAACGAUUACGAGAAAGUUGUCAAAGAUGUAAGAAUUCAGGGUCAUAAUAAAGCUAGAGUCAGUAAAUUAAUGAAGGCAAAGCUACAGUGCUCGGACUGUACAUUCUAUUGUGUUUUAAUCCUGAACUAUACUUCUGCUCUUUCCCUUUCCAGCAGACCGUUCGACCCCCAAGUGCCCGCCGUCGAAGCGGAGCAAGCUCGCCGCAUGAAGACGCCAUCGGGCUUCGCGGGGAGGCGAGAUAGCGACGAGGAAGAUGAGGAUGAGGAGAGUGUUGGUGGAGGAGGAGGAGGGGGUAUGCCCCGUUCGUCGGGUGUGGCGAUCGCCCCUCCCCCAUCCCUGCAGCAGGAGGGCGCCUGUGUGCCCCCACCCCCCGAGUUGGCUCAGUCGCCGAAAGUGUACGGUGCGUCAGUGGCGGCUAAGAUUAUGGCCAAGUAUGGUUUCAAGGAAGGCCAAGGUCUGGGCAAGAAAGAGCAGGGUAUUUCGAUGGCCUUGCAGGUUGAGAAGACAUCGAAGCGCGGUGGCCGCAUUAUCCACGAGAGAGACAUCCUCAUUCCCUCCUCUCUCUCACCUGCACCUCCACCCUCUCUCUUCCAACCCGGACCUUCCAACACCCCUCCCCCUCCGCCUGCCGCCCUCAACAAGCCUGCUGCUGGACCCGAGCCAAGCAUAACUGAGAUUAUGAAGUCGCCCUCCAAGGUGGUCUUGCUUAGGAAUAUGGUGGGUCCGGGCGAGGUUGACUCGGAACUGGAACCGGAAGUGAAGGACGAGUGCAACACCAAAUACGGUGACGUCAUCAGAGUCAUAAUCCACGAGUUGCCCGAGGCUCCCUCAGACGAGGCCGUCCGCAUAUUCGUCGAGUUCAAGCGAAUCGAGUCUGCCAUCAAAGGUAUGUAAUGCCGGAUCCACAUGUU
Molecule: messenger RNA, 1329 nt
Organism: Nilaparvata lugens (brown planthopper)
Lineage: Eukaryota; Metazoa; Arthropoda; Insecta; Hemiptera; Delphacidae
Gene: Spf45
Product: splicing factor 45-like
Exons: 7
Coding region: 101-1312 (403 amino acids)
Biological process (GO): alternative mRNA splicing, via spliceosome; mRNA cis splicing, via spliceosome
Cellular component (GO): precatalytic spliceosome
Molecular function (GO): nucleic acid binding
Source: RefSeq, a predicted model, not a curated record